AUGUCCGAGUCGUCCCGUACGUUCAAGCCAUUUGGCUUGACGCAAGUCUAUGUUCCCCGCGACGGGUCCCCCACUGUUGAUAUCGUCUUCGUCCACGGUCUGAAUGGCCACCCGCAUGAUUCUUGGACAAGCAAGUCGACCAACUGCUAUUGGCCAGUUGAUCUAUUGCCAGAUAUCCUCGCCUCUCUCCGUCCCCGUAUCCUAAGCUAUGGAUACAAUGCGAAUGUAACCGCCUUCACGGAUGGUGCCUCGCGAGAUUCCAUCGUUAGCCAUGCAGAGACCCUAGCCUCAAACCUGGCUGCCAAUCGCAACCUCCGGAGCUGUUCCGACCGUCCCAUUAUCUUCGUCUGCCACUCACUUGGCGGUUUGGUCGUCAAACGCGCCCUGAUCUAUAGCCGUAGCCUUUCCAACGAGAAAACCGAGCACCUCCGUUCCGUCUACGUAUCAACUUUCGGUAUCCUCUUCCUCGGAACUCCUCAUAAUGGCUCUGAUAUCGCCAAAUGGGGUCUGUUGUUGCACAACAUCUGCAGUGCUGUUAUGCCCAAGAAAUUUAUGGAGUCCUCUCCACAACUCGUCAAGGCCCUACGGACAAACAACGAAACUCUACAGCAUAUCAACAGCUUAUUCGCCGAUAUCAUGAGUCGUUUCCACGUCUACCUUUUCCACGAAACUCGCUCCACCGACGUUCGUGGGACUCGGGAAAUUAUCGUUGAUGAGGCAUCGGCUGCACCUUAUCUAGAAGGUGUUGAGCGGAUGGGUAUUGAAGCAGACCAUAGUCACAUGUGCAAGUUUGACGAUGAGAAUGCUGCCGGCUAUGAAGUGGUUGCAGAGGCGAUUCUCCGGUAUUCCCGUCAAGCACCUACGGUGAUCGCCGAUCGCUGGGUUGAGGAAAGGAAGGCUCGCACCCUUGAGAAGCAAGCCAAGGCAAGGGAGAUCUAUGACGCUAGAGUAGACGAUCCGAUCGGACACAGUCACUCCGUACCUGCGCUUCCUCGUGCACCGGCCACUGAGGGUCGCAAUUCUCCUGUUUCCGAUGUAAGCCACAGCGGUGUUUUGUCUUUCUCUCACUAUUCCAACAAGGACCCACCGAUAUUCGUGGCACCCGCGGGGUUUCAUCCCAAUGCGGCAUUUUUUGGAAUGGAGAAAGAAUUAGAUAUCCUACACCAUCGUUUGUUCAAGGCUAAAUCUCGACCGGAUCGUACCAUGGCUGUCCUCAUAUCUGGGGUCCCAGGAUCCGGGAAGACACACCUAGCACGUCAGUAUGCUUUUGCACAGCGCGAAUGCUAUUCUGGUGGAUUAUUUUGGAUUGACGCAAAGUCUCGCGAGUCAACCGCUAAAUCCUUUUGGGAGAUUGCCCAGGCUGCUACCUUGAUUGACAAGAAAGAGACCGCUGAGCCGGAGUACCAGGAAUCCCGAGGCUACGUUAAUGCGGUGAGAAACUGGCUGCAGACACGUCAUGAUUGGCUUUUAAUUUUUGACGGCAUUACGUUUGACCACGAUGAGGAUAUUAAUGACUUCCGACCAUUCCUUCCCUGGAAUAAGCGAUGCUGUAUCAUUUACACCUCUAUUGAUACCACCUUGCGCAAAAAGCAGCGUCUAUUUGAGCCCUAUUGCCUAACAAUGCCUCGAAUGCACGUGGAAGAUGCAUGUAAGCUUCUUUUCAGAGAUCUCGGUAUAAAAAGGCCAACGAAGGAGCAAGCUGCAAAAGGUAUUGAAUUGGUCGAGUACUACGAAUGCCUACCAUUGGCAAUUCAUGCUAUCGGUCACCGUCUCAAUGCCACUCGCAAGCCAAUUGAGAGAUACCACGUCAAGCACCAAGUGACAGAUAAGAAGCUUGCGGAACCAUUCCUCAGCAUUAUGAAUGAUCUAUACCGCUUGAAUCAACACCAGGCAUUGAACCUGAUCAACUUACUUGCAUUUCUCGGCCACCAUGUCCCCGUGGGCCUGCUUAACCUUGGGAGACAUGAAAUGUCUACUGAGAAUGCAGAGAUUCUAAGCAGCGCCCAACCCGGCGAGGAGCCCGAUCUUGAUACCACUCUUGGAACUCUCAUUCAUUACGGGUUGAUUGAACGAACAUCGGACAUUGAGACUAGCUUCCAGCAAAACACGUCUGGCCAUCAGUUGGCUGAUGGGCUCGACAAGCCUACGAAUUCAUACCCGGAGCUGACAGGGUCGAUGACAGAGAGUAGCCAAGAAGGUUUCUUCUCCAUAUACCGUGGAAGUAUGCCUGUCGAUGUGGUCAAAAUUCACAGUGUGGUACAAGGAUUUUGCCGAGAUGAACUGCGCAUCAAAGACGACGAGUCUAAGGCUGCCAUGAGCAACCAAAACCCUGGCUUCUACAACUCAUGGCUGAUUGUGGCGACUCGCUUCCUAUGCAAGUCGUAUGAGACGGCCAAUGAAAGAAUGACCCAUUACCACGACUGUGGACUUGUCCGCGACUAUCGAGAGUAUGAAACUCAUGCAUCUCGAUUGGUUGAGCUUUUUCCUAAAAAGGCUGCGAUGAGUGCACAUCCCCCGAUUGUUCGAGAAGCGCGAGAAUAUCUUCGACAACUGAUGAAGAGCCUCACCAGUGAGAUUGACCGCAAGUCUCCGAGCUCUUCCCAGGAGUCUAACCGCAAUCAAAAGUCGGUAUUCGAUCGUUCAAGCAGCUCAUCGUCAUCGUUCCCUGACUCAUCUGCAGAUGAGGGAAUCUCACGUCGAUCGACAUGGAACUGGACUGAAUCGGGGUCUGCUCGGGCGGAAUCCCCCGAGGAGAUAGGCAAUAAUACUCGUUUUCGAUUGGAACCUUUCCCGCCACAUAUAUUCAGGCAAGCCGGCUAUGAAUCAGAGGAAGGUUACGAAACUGAUCAGGAGAACCAUGGGGCGAUACGGAUCUCACCAGCCCUGUCGCAAUUGAGUCAGAGCACUGAGAAACCAAAACCGUCACCAAUAACAUCAAGCCCACCUGUUCCUGCUACUACUCUCUCUGAUGACCACGGUUGGCAAGUAGUCAACCGGCAUACCAAAGCACAAACCAUGCCGCGAGAGAGACAACAAAGAAGGAAAAAUAGAGGCCCUCGCCGGCUACGUGGUGCUAAGCCUGUCGCUCCACUGGUGAGAGUCUCACCAGUGCACGGGAGAGGAUCCUCAAGUCGUGUGUCGCCAGAUGAUGGCGGGAGUUCUAAAGUUUUGGCCUCGGCCGCGGAGAGGGCACUGGCUGCAGUCCGUCGAUUGAGUGAUGGACAAUCCACUGCCAAAUCCCCAAUUCUAUCUCCGGUACGACUGCCCCCGAAGCAGGAAAAUAUCCAAACAUACGCAAAUAUGGCAGCCCGGCCCAUGCUUCAGGCAGAGCUCCCACUUCGACGCCCGGCAUCAAUGCCUCUCUCUCUUCGCGGAACGGAUCAUACUUCCGCUGUCCAGAUGAAGCCGUCUAUGGAAUCACUCAACGGCCAACCAGGACAUAUUUUUGCCUCUCCGCUAGCUCACGAGUUGACUUCCCAUGAGCUUCUAGCAGAGCCACUCACCCGUUCAACCUAUACAACAAACUCUCAAAUCCACUCCCGCAGGUCAUCAGUUGCUACUGCUUUUGAACCUGCUCGGCGAGACCUAUCGUCGAGUGUUCCGUCAAUUCUCCCCUACCCGCUCUAUCUUCAGGAUAUAUCUGCAAGCACACCAUCUCUCAUCCCAUACCCACCUCCACCUUUGCCAUAUGACCAGGACAUCAGCGUUAUCAUGCCAUCUCACAACAAUCGUCCACCUAUGCCAAUGAGACCGAUCGCUUCUUCACCAGCCAAUCCCACGCCGAUCUCUCAUCCCUCCGCAAUGAUGCCCGGAGCACCGCCAAUGACCCAUGCCUUUUCUGAUACUAUAAUCUCACAGGCUCCAGACCACCCCGGGCCCGAGGGCCUUUCUCGCGGGUCGUCGACACUAUCACAUCAGUCUUGGGCAACCGAGCCUGUCCGAUACCCACCGCGAUUCUCACCGAUCCCAAGUUCCCAGCAACAGGGUGAAAUAUCACGUACUGCAUCACCCAUGAUUCCUCAGCCACAGUCGCAGUCCGUCGCCGGAGCGACAAGCUGGGUGGGCGCUAUGCCUCGUCCAGGAAGUCCUCUGCAGUCAGAUGGCCUUUAUCCCCCGCCGCGUAGUCAGCGCUUGGGGUCAGUGGAUGAGCGACUACGAGACAUGGAGCUAAGCUGGAAUCCCGAUAUCGAGCCUGCUCAGCUCUUUCACUUUAGGGGACAUCGCGUUGAUGUCCGCGAAGCUCGUCAAAGAUUGCAUGAGGGAGCCCGACUUCAAGUUCCACGACACGCCCCAACAUACCAAAUGUAUCAUCCCAAUCUUUCCGGUCCUUUGAUACAAGAUGGUGUUCAUUUUUAUGCCCCGGCGCUGGCGCCGGAGCCAACUUUAGAUGCAUACAGAAUGCGGCCGCGAAGUGGGAGCUCGCCACCACGGCCUCUGAAUCAUGAUGGUUUGGGAAUCUCCUUUUCAUCCCAUCACAACCCUAGAAGUUGGACGAUAAACUCGUUCGUUCGAAAUGAGUAUGCUGUCGCCGAGUAUCGGCCUUCUGAAGUUGAUGCUGGCACGGGUACCGAUGAUAUUGAAAACCCUCAUCCAGCAUGGUAUUCACAUGUCCCCGUCUCCGGCCGGCAGGACCUGCGCACCGAGUUGACUGUCGCAAUUAUUCGCUCGUUCAUGACUUUCAGUCAUUCUAUCACCAAGACCCAGCAGAAUAGCAUGCGCGAUCCAGGGAUCAAGGGUCCUAUCUGGGUCUCCAAAGUCGUCCUGCCGAGCCCCGAAAUCGAUGUGCGAAAUGCAGUUCUGCACGCCAUUGACGAGCUAAAGACUGGCGAUGAGUCCUUUAAUAUACCUGGUAUAGCUUCUGUGGAGGCUGAGUGGACUGGUUAUCGCAGUGGAGUGGACAAGAACGCGCCCCAGCCCGAUCUCUCAGAGGCGGAGAAGUAUCACGAACUACGCAAAGAGGCCUCGUCUGAUACAACGAUAUUAUAUUUUCAUGGAGGUGCCUAUUUCCUGAUGGACCCUUGCACUCACCGUAUUUCCGUCUCACAGCUAUCACGCCGAACUGGAUCCCCAGUGCUUUCAGUCAGAUAUCGGCUCGCACCCCAGAAUCCAUUCCCUGCUGCCCUGGUCGAUGCACUGACAGCGUACCUAUCACUUAUCCACCCACCACCAGGGGCUUUGCACGACCCAGUACCUGCCAACAAGAUUGUUAUCGCUGGUGACUCUGCCGGUGGCAAUCUGUCCUUAGUUCUGCUUCAGACCCUACUCACUCUUCAACGAUCAUCCCGUUCAAUCAGUUUCCACGGCAAGGAAAUACCCGUCGAGUUGCCCGCAGGCGUGGCUACCAUUUCCCCCGUGGUGCGAUAUAACCCACUCUAUGCCAUCUGCCGAGACGAAGCAGCUGCAUCUGUCCCCUUUGCCCCGGCUCCAUUUCCACCUGAUGCCGUAUGGCCAGUCUCUCCACCUCGAAGCGAUCUGUACGUCAACGCCAAGACCGUACUGCAUCCUCUCGUUUCUCCUCUCGCUGCAUCUUCGGAUCUAUGGGAAAAUGCCCCGCCGGUAUUCAUUUCGACUGGGGAGGAGUGUCUCGCCGAUGAUGGUCUGAUCACUGCUCGCCGUAUGCAUGAGGCGGGUGUAUCUGUUGUCGCGGAGCAGUUUGAAGGCAUGCCUCAUUGUCAUGGAUUCUUGAUGAUGUCUACGCCAGCGGGUAAAAGAUUCUUCGAAGGGUUGUCGGAGUUCUGUCGUGAUGCUGGAGCCGGCCGUGUGGAACCGACUGGCAAACUCACUUAUCUUCCCUUCAAGCUGCAAUCAAUCCGGGAAAUUCCGCUUGGGGAUGUCAGCGAUGUCAGCGAUAAAGAGGUUGAAGCAAGGAUGCAACGAACUGCAGAGUGGCGAUUAGAUGGGGAGAAGGAGAUGCUGAGGCGUGAAGGGGCACGGUUAUAG
Penicillium manginii is the source of this 5940-nucleotide messenger RNA. RefSeq lists its product as uncharacterized. Bases 1 to 5940 code for a protein of 1979 amino acids. NCBI's taxonomy places the organism in Eukaryota, Fungi, Ascomycota, Eurotiomycetes, Eurotiales, Aspergillaceae. The transcript is spliced from 8 exons. Gene Ontology annotation, molecular function: ADP binding; hydrolase activity. The record is from RefSeq and is a predicted model, not a curated record.